GUCUCCUCCGUGUUUAAUUAACAGACUCUUUUUCAAUCUGGAGCUUGAGGCCAUGGAAAUGUAGCUGAUUUAUUUUCCUGCUUUUCGAUUUCUGUCUUCAACCCUUUUUUCUUAUGUUAUUAGGGAUGUCAACUAUUAUUACCUGCUGCUAAUCCCUUUGCAAAGUGAGAAGUGAACUGAAAUUAAUGCAAGUCUACCGUGUGAGUUAAUAAUGAGCUACUUUAAUAUGGAUUUUCAUAAAAUGGAGAGCUAUGAAGACAUAAAUACAGAAAAGUAGCAAUUUUUCUCUUCUAGUUCUUUAAAGUGACUCAAUGCUCCACCAAGCUGAUUAUCUUACAGUCCAUAUGGUUUUAAUUAAGAGGGUCAGUUACUUUUUAAUUUAUUUAUUUAUUUAUUUGAAAGGCAGAGUUACAGAGAGGCAAAGGCACAGAGAGAUAGAGAGGUCUCCCAUCUGCUGGUUCACUCCCCAGAUGGUCACAAUGGCCAGAACUGCAUGGAAGUCAGGAGCCAGGAAAUUCUUCCAAGUCUCCCACACAGAUGCAGGGGACCAAGCAUUUGGGCCAUCUUCCACUGUUUUCCCAGGCCAUAGCAGAGAGUGGAGCAGCCAGGUCUCGAACCAGCACCCUUAUGGUUUUACCUGCUCAGCCACACACCAGCUUCAAAUUACUUUUCUUAUUCUGAGUUCUGUGUUUAACCCCAUGCCAUUUUCAACAUGGGAGGAUAUUAAUGACAGAUUUUCAUAAUGACUGUGGUCUAUGGAAGCCUUUAUACAAGGUGUUAAUGUGAGGAGGGGUAAGGAAGAAAAGAGAAAAUAUGCUCCCCUCCCCCCACAGAGAUAGUAUACUAUACUUUUACUAUACACAGUAUAGUAAAAGAUGUGGCUUUGGGCUGGCACUGUGACUCAGUAUGUUAAUCCUCUGCCUGUGGUGCCAGCAUCCCAUAUGGGCACCCGUUUGAGUCCCAGCUGCUCCUCCUCUGAUCCAUCUCUCUGCUAUGUCCUGGGAAGGCAUGUGGGGGGUCUCCAUGUGGGAGACCCAGAAGAAGCUCCUGGCUCCUGGCUUUAGAUUAAUGCAGUUCUUCUGGCCAUUUUGGCCAACUGGGGAGUGAACCAGCAGAAGGAAGACCUUUCUGUCUGUCUCAAUAUUUGUAUUUCUACCUCUCAAAUAAAUAAAUAAAACAUCUUUAAAAAAAAAGAGACAUGUGGCCCUAAAAACUAUUGCUAUAGACUAAUUUUCAGUAUAAUGAAGUUAUCACUUGAUUAACUGAGUGGCUCAUAGAUUCUGUUAGAGUCCUGUUGUCACCAGAUUAUUAAUCUGUGAAACUCAUUUAGCAUAGUAAGGUUGCCUAGGAAGUAAAAAUAGAAAGUGAAUCCUGGAUAGAGGUUGUUAGGGUAACAACAUCUUCCUCUGAAACCCAGUGUGUUUUUGAACUUUUCUCCCAUGUACUCCCUAUCACAGUGCUUGCGAGUGGACAAGCAGUUACGUGUUUCUGCUGAAAAGAGCUGCUUCACACCCAGGAAACAACUGUGAUGACAGCAUUUGAAGAUGUGGCUGUGUACUUUACGUGGGAGGAAUGGCAGAAAAUGAACAAUGCUCAGAAAAUUCUGUACAGAGAUGUGAUGCUGGAGACCUACAGCAGCCUCUUCUCCUUGGGGCACUGCAUUACCAAACCUGACUUAAUCUUCAAGUUGGAGCAAGGAGCAGAGCCAUGGAUGGUGGACGAAUGCUUGAAUGAGAGCCUUCCAGUGGGCAUGAAAAGGGAUGACCUGAUUAGGAUCAACCAGGAAAGUCAGGACAACAAUCUGAAUCAGGAUUUUAUGAAAAAUAAGAAGACAUCAGCUCUCAAGAGAGUUGAAUUAAGAAAAACACUUAGUUUAAAUUCAAGCCAUAUUCCAACACUGAUUAUUAAAAAGGGAAUCUAUUCAGGAUUGAAGCCUGAGGAAUGCAAUAAAUGUCACACUGUGUAUCCCCCCAGUGGGCCUGAUCAACUACAGGGUGAAGAGAAAUUUGAUAACACUAAGAUACCUGGAAAACCUCUCCAGUUCUGUGAGCCUCUUGGUCAGCAUGACAAGAUUCACAUCAUGAAGCAGCCAUUUGGACCCACUGGACAAGCAAAAGUCUUCACAAGAAAGAUGUUCUGUAAAUCUGAGAGGGUUCAUAUGGCAGAAAACUGUAAUAAAUCAACUGUCACUUUUGGAAAAGCAACUCAAAUAGAAAAGGAUAUCUAUGGAAAUUCUAGCCUCAAUAUGCAUCAACAAACUCACACAAGAAAGAAAUUUUAUAAGUACAUUAUGUAUGUUGAACCUGUCAUUCACCAGUCACAUCUUACAAUAAACCAGAGACUAAAUACAAGGGAAAAACUUUACACAUGUAAACCUUGUGGAAAAUCACUCAGUUUUAAUUCACCUUCUGAAUGUAAUGACUGUGAAAAAGCCUUUGGACAAAAGUCAGUCCUCAGGAAAUGCCAACAAAUUCACACCGGGGAGAAACCUCAUGAAUGUAGUGACUGUGGAAAAGCCUUUGGACGAAAGUCAUACCUCAUAAACCAUCAGCGAAUUCACACAGGAGAGAAACUUUAUAAAUGCCUUCAUUGUGGAAAAGGCUUUCUAUGGAAGUCAGACCUCAUCAAACACCAGAGAAUGCACACAGGGGAGAAACCUCAUGAAUGUAAUGACUGUGGAAAAGCCUUUGGACGAAAGUCACACCUCAUUGUGCACCAACAGAUUCACACAGGGGAGAAACCUCAUAAAUGUAAUGACUGUGGAAAAGCCUUUGGACGAAAGUUAUGCCUCAAAAUACACCAGCGAAUUCACACAGGGGAGAAACCUCAUGAAUGUAAUGACUGUGGAAAAGCCUUUGGACAAAAGUCACACCUCAUCGUGCACCAACGGAUUCACACAGGGGAGAAACCUCAUAAAUGUAAUGACUGUGGAAAAGCCUUUGGACAAAAGUCAGACCUCAAAAUACACCAGCGAAUUCACACAGGGGAGAAACCUCAUGAAUGUAAUGACUGUGGAAAAGCCUUUGGACGAAAGUCAGACCUCAGGAAACAUCAGCAAAAUCACAUAGGGCAGAAACCUCAUGAAUGUAAUGACUGCGGAAAAGCCUUUGUAUGGAAAUCACACCUCAUAUCACACUGGAGAAUUCACACAGGGGAGAAACCCCAUGAAUGUAAUGACCAAGGGAAAGCCUCUGGAUAAAAGUCAAUCCUUUGGAAACAUCAGAGAAUUCCCACAGGGAAGAAGCCUCAUGAAUGUAAUGAUUUUGGAAAAGCCUUUGGACAAAAGACAAACCUCAUAUCACAGCAGAGAAUUCACACAGGGUAGAAAACUCAUGAUCGUAAUAACUGUGAAAAGCAUUGAGCCAUAAGUCAACCUUCAUCAUGCAUCAGAGAAUUCACACAGGGCAGAAACCUUAUGAAUGUAAUGACUGGAAAAGCCUUUGCACAAAAGUCAAACCUCAUAAUGCACCAGAGAAUACACACAGUGUUGAAACUUCAUGAGUGUAAUGACUGCGGAAAAACUUGAUUUUAAGUUCCAACUCCAAAUGCAUCAGAGGAUUCACACAGGGAAAUAACCUUAUAAAUGUAAUGACUGUGGAAAAGCCUUUUUCUAUAAGUUAUACCUCAUAUCAAAACAAUUCACACAGGGCAGAAACCUUAUGAAUCUAAUGAGUGUGGAAAAGCCUUUAUAAAUCAUAUGUUAUAUGGAAAUCAUAUGUUAUACAGGAAAGUAUACAGUCAAACCAAACACAAGACCAGGAGAUUAGAAAUCUAAAAAAGACUGUUGGGAAUCUACAGGAUACUAUAAAAAAAAAAUAAGACCAACAUUCUGGUUCUAGGAGUUCCUGCAG
Molecule: messenger RNA, 3851 nt
Organism: Oryctolagus cuniculus (rabbit)
Lineage: Eukaryota; Metazoa; Chordata; Mammalia; Lagomorpha; Leporidae
Source: RefSeq, a predicted model, not a curated record